This is a messenger RNA of Teleopsis dalmanni, 5075 nucleotides long. RefSeq lists its product as uncharacterized. The record is from RefSeq and is a predicted model, not a curated record. The transcript has 7 exons. The coding region runs from base 364 to 3699 and encodes 1111 amino acids. Lineage: Eukaryota; Metazoa; Arthropoda; Insecta; Diptera; Diopsidae.
UUUUUCAGUUGCUUUUCAUCCGCGUAUUGCGUUAAAUGGAUUAAGAAAUAUAUAGAGGAAGUUGCUUUUUUAUUUUUAUUUUUAAACGAUGAAUAAUGUGUGAUAUAUGUAGAAAAUAAAAACAAACGAAUUGGAGGCAAUAUAAGAAAUUAAUUACAUAAAACCAAAUAUCAAAAUAAGAUUCGUUUUCAAAUAUAUAUUGGGCCAAAAAAUUCUAACUAUUUUUUUGGCAAAAACAUAAAUUGAAUUUGAAUAAUUAUUAAAUUCAUAUUGCUAGACAUUAAUUUAUGUGCUAGCGUCUAUUGGCUAAGUAAAUGUAGAACACUGCUGCAGGAAAGUAGCAAAACGGGUUCAUCAUUUGAAAUGGAUAUACUUGAUAUCGACGAAGUUCUCAAAGACGACUCCUUUAUAUUUCUUGAUGAUAAAUCUCAUGAUGAUGUUUCCAAUAUACUUCGACAGUGGAAAAAUAACAAUUGCAUACCAACGCAAUUGCAACAACAGCAACAGAACCAGGAACAAGUGUAUAAGCUGAACUCAAGAACAUUCACACGACCCAAGCGGAAAUCGGCACAAAAUCUCGAAUCACAAUUUUCAAACUCUCCUCUCACCAAUGGCUUGCAUAUGAAUCAGCACCAGUCCCAGCAUGGGUCACCCAUGUUGAAUUUGGAAAUUGGCGGAUUGGUAACGACAAUGCAUAAGUCGUUUUUGCAAGAUACCUCGCCUCCAUCAUCAAUUUGUUCCUCAAUGGAUGUAUCGGUAGAUCGUAUGAAUAAUUCACUAAUCACAUCGGCUGACUUUUCCAAUUUAAGUUUCCUACAAUCCACUCAAAGUUUAGAUUUAGAAGAUGUAAAUCGUUUCGCUUUUAAUUUCUCAAACAAAGCAACAAGUGACGGUUAUACCCUAAGUGAUAUGAUAAGGGAUCGCAAAGCGCUUGAAUCACUCACAAUGUCCAGCGAUGGCACUUUAAUAAAAGACUCACACAUUGCUCAAAUCGAUGACAUAUCGCUAACGUUCAGUAAAACUGCGUCUGGCAGCAGCACCAUGGACAAUUCAACUGAAAGUAUGGAUUGCAAUAAUCGAACAGUGCAAAUUUUCAACAAGGAUGACACAUUUAAUGGUGGAAAAGCGAAUUCAGAUAAUAAUAGCAAUGAAAAUAUAAUACAUCGGACUAUGUUACUGAACAAUGACCUUAUCAGUGAUACUACAUUUAAUUUAAUAGAGAACAGUUUGCAUGGUGAACAAAUAGCUGGACAAAACAGUGAUCCCAACGUUACUCACAAUUUAAACAAUGUAAAGCAGCAAAUAAAUGAAACAUUCAAAAAACCAACGACUUUGAAUGAAACAGUGUGUGUCAUCGGAAAUUCUAACACAACAUUUGAGUGUCAGCAAUCUAACUCCGACCCACUCUGUGAAACACCGGAAAGUGUCAGAAAGAGUGUAGGUACUAUGAAAAUUUACGAAUCUACUCCCCGCACUACUAACAUUCGUUACAAUCGGCACCAAUACACUCCAACUCUCCAAGAAAUGACAGAAGAUGUAAAUAUAUCACCGAUUAUUGCAACUCUUGAUCAACGUACCGCAAUCCGCGCUAUGAACGAAACUUUCGAAAGAGAACCUUUAGUCAGUAAAAUCAACUCAAAUACGUUUAAUGAUGUAUUGCCAAAACUAGAUAGUAUGGAGAUGAUAGAAAAUAUACAAAAUCCGAAUAUAACAUUUCAAAAAAGUUUUGAAACAGAUUUUAAAAGUGCGGCUGGGAAAGAAAUGAAAAACGUAAUGGAUUUGGCAAAGGCUGAGGCUGAAUUGUUAGCUGGAAAUGAUGAAGAAUUCGAACAUAAACUUGACGAAUUUAGCAAAAUAGAAAUGAAUAUGCAACAACUUAAAAUGAAGAAGUCGUUGGAAAGUAUUAAGAAACGUUUUAGCUGUGUAACUGCACCAGAUAAUAAAUGUGAAAAAGAAAUUAUUUAUGAAGAUAUGGAUAAAUCAGUACCCCCUGGAUAUGUUAUAAAUACGAAUAAAACAUUCGAAACGGAUAUUGAAAGUCCGGAAAAAUACAGAGAAUAUAAGGACACAACACAUGUAAUCAAUGAGUCAAACUCUCCAACUAAUAGUACAAAAUAUAUAAGGAACUCAAUGUUUGUGUCAAAGGAAUUACGUGACUCAUCUGGAAGUGGACUGACAUCUUCAACGGCAAGUGCCUCAAGUAACGCGGGUGAACGCUUGUUAAGUCGUCGAAGCCGACUUUAUGAUGAUUUCAACUUCUCUGUAUUAAACAGUUCGAAAACGCAAAGCACGUCUUUUGCAGUCCACAAGCCGGAGCCGGACAUUGACGCGGAGAAUCAUAAUGUAAUAGAGACUGAAUCAAGAACGAAUAUGGAAAAGAUGAUACAUGAAAAGACUGAGGAGAAUUUAAUUGCUGAACCCGAAAAAUACCAUAAUGCUCAAGACUUGAAUACUGCUACAUAUAAGUUAAGCGAAAAACGGAGCCGUGAUCGAGAUCGUUUUAAAACAAUAAAAAUUGUGAAAUCGCAUAAUGUAAAUAGUGAAAAUUAUGCUCCUGAAACUGAAUUGAAUGUGCCUUGUAUCGACGAUGAUAUCGAAACAAAAGAAGAUUUGGAAAUGGAAUUAACAGCAGAAACCCAAGAAAUCUCACAGAGAUUUUCCCGACGUGACAAUACCCAUUCUAAUAAUAACAACAAAAUAGAAACUGAAGAAGCAUCCAAAACUAAUUCGUCAAAAAUUAAUCCCAAAUUCCUAACAUAUAAAAAACCAAAAGAAAAAUCUACAACAACUACUGAACUGCCGGAAGUAUGCCCUACAAAUGAAGAUCAAAGUGCUUCUGCUGAUGUUCUUAAACCUGCGAAGUCACGUUUGGAACCAAGAUCACUGUCACGUCCACGUUAUAUUAGCGGUUUACAAAAGUUUAGUGUGGUUAGUAAAGCUACUUCUGCUGGCAAUUUGGAUAAUACAACCGGUGCUUCAGCAACAACUGCUCCACAGAAAUCUUUAGCUUAUAAUUCUAGAAAAAGUGCUUUAAUAAUCGGUGUUGGAGUGAAUCAACAAGUCAAAACUUCUUCUAACAUCAAAAGUCCUAUGGGCAUUAAAUCGAAAUCAUUUCAUAACUUAUCUAACAAUUUCGGAUAUACAAAUGCGGAAAAUGGAGCACAAACUUCAAAAACGACUUUUGGAUUGAAGAAAAAUGUCUUGACCGAAAAUCAAGUAAAAUCGAAUGGUAGGAAUUCAACAGCUUCUGCAAAUAAACUAACAGCUCAAGCUGCGUCUCUAAAAUCACAGAAAAAUGAUGAAUCAGUAUUCAAAGUUCCAAAACUCGUAUCCGGAAUACGAGUUCCAGGUGCUGCUGGAGCAAAACGUUCUACUAUGGUGCGACCUUCGUCUGGUUAUUAUAGUCUAAAUGUUACUACAAAACCCUUGGCACAACCAACAGACCUAGAUAUUGAUACGGGGAGACAUUCGCCUACAGAUAGUAUGUCUUCCGCUUCAUCACGGUGUAGUGCACAAAGCAGUGAACCAAAUACCAAACCAAUUAAUGGAGAUCUACAGAACGAAGACGUAAAAUUGCCUCCAAUACUCACAAAAAUAACGACAGACGCAACCGGCAUCCCAAAACCGUCACGUCUGAGACCACCAACGAGCAUUAAACGUAGUGGGCUUCCAAGACCCUCAAGUAUUGUUAAGCGGUAAAAUAUAUGUGUACAUAGAGAUAUAUACAUAUAUAAUGAUUUUGUGUUGUUCUUUAUUUAAUAUUAAUAUAUGCUCGAUUUUUUUUAUGCUCUCUUCUGAAAAUAAUAUAAAAAUUAUAUUAAAUAAAUAUUAUUCUGUUGCUUCAAUACAUAAAGUUGACGAGCUACUAUACCAGUUACAAUUUAUUUUCUAAUAUUGAAAUUUAACUAUUUGUUUAAAAUCGCUUCAAAGUAUAUAGCAAAAACGAAUUUAAAAUAAAAUAAGAUUAAUGCGAAUAUUUUUAUGGUCGUGCAUUUAAAAUUAACAUAAAAUAUGCCUUAUUUCCGUAGUAGAAAUUUAUCUGUACUAUUAGAACAAACUAUAACACUAUUAAAGUAUAUUACUAAUUUAUUGUUAACAACUUAUAUUUUUUUCGAAAUAAAUACAAAAAUAUCUAUAAAAAGUGAAAUGGUUACUAUAUACAAAUACAAUAAAUGAUGCUCAGUUAAAAAUGGUGAAAACAUAGAAAUAUAUAUAUAUCAGAGAAAAUAUAUAUACACAUAUAUAAAUCUUAUAUUCUCUAAUGCAUAAAAUGUUUUCUAUUUUAUUUGUAAAGCAACCGUCUAUCAAGUAUUUACAUUGUGAAAUGAACUCCUAAGCAAUUUCGUUGUAUUAUUAUUCUUUUAGUAACUUAUACUUUUGUUUAUUGUAAAAUAAUUCCUGUUGAGCAGUUAAGUGCCAAUUUUAUUUUCUAAAUUCUAUUUAUAAAUAAGUAAAAGAAAAAUAACUUUGAGAUUAGUUAACAACCAAGAUACUAUUUGUAUAAAAUUCGUUUCAAUGCAAAAAUAUAUCAGUGACCGCAUAACCCUAGAGUUACGUCAAUACGAUAAAGCCAUCAUGUGUGAAAUCGCAUCUGAAAUGAAUAUGUUUCUAAUCUCAAAAAAAAAAAAAAAAAUAUUAAAUAUAAUGCACACAACAUUUAAUUCGAAUGCUUCACAGCCUUGCAAUCUAUUUUGAACACAUCAUAGGCAUAUCUCAAAUUUAGUUUGUAAUCUUUAUAUUUUACAUAUUUUUAUAUAUAUAGUUCGAUAAGUAUUAAAUUUAUAUAAACGUCAAUGAAAGAAUUAUCAUGCUUUGCCUUAUUUGUAUCUACGAGAGUAUUCCAAUCUAAUUGAUAAUCAAGGAGCCGUCAAAGUAUGUCUACUUUGAAAGUUCCUUAACGUAAGGCGUUAAAAAUAUAUUUAGGUUUAUACGCAAAAUGCUUAUAUUUAGUUAAUCAUUACAUAUUCGCAGAAAAAUUGUAAAUCCGUUUUGUCAAUUAUGUUUUUUCCCCAAAAAUUGCUUGUUACAUUUCCUUGUUAAAUUUAUACAAUAAACUUAUAUUUUAUAUUAUUCUA